Molecule: messenger RNA, 1407 nt
Organism: Oppiella nova
Lineage: Eukaryota; Metazoa; Arthropoda; Arachnida; Sarcoptiformes; Oppiidae
Source: the annotation of a GenBank genome assembly
AUGAAUAACGACUGGGAUAGGAGUGGCCUGCUCAGCUCACACUGGAUACUCUAUCCUAAGGACUACGAGGUGUACACCCUGCUGGGGUCUUUACAAUUCCAAGACGGCGGUCGACAUAAAUAUUUGAAUGCAUUAAUGCACGCAGAGAUGCUAUGGAUGCCGGACACGUAUUUCAUAAAACACGGCGAAUUCAAGUACCCUCUCGACCGGUUCGAUCCGAUUCACAUCUCUUUAAAAAUAUAUCCAAACGGGACAGUCAUAUACGUGACGAGGAGGAAUAUGAUCCUGACAUGUGAGGGUAAUCUCAGGAUAUUUCCAUUCGAUAGCCCCAAAUGUUUUUUCGCAAUUGAAAGCAUAUCGCACGAAAGGGAUCAGUUAGAGUUGAGAUGGGAUAAGAUAGUGGCCAUUAAGGCAUCCGAGUCUUUAAAGACAAUGAAUGCUUAUAUGAUGCGAAACGAGACCAAUAAAUGCAACAAAAAGCACACCUGGAGGAGAGAAUACAGUUGUUUAAGUGUUUUGUUAGUGUUUUCUCGGGACAAGUCGUUUUACUUCAGCACAGUGUUUGUGCCGGGGAUGGUGCUCGUGACCAGCUCUUUCAUCAGCUUCUGGCUCGAUGUCAACGCAGUGCCCGCACGAGUCAUGAUAGCCGUCACAACUAUGUUGAACUUCUGCACGACAACCAACAGCUUUCGAUCCAAACUACCCGUCGUGUCAGACCUGACGGCUAUGAACUUAUGGGACUUUGUCUGCAUGUUCUUCAUCUACGCCUCAAUGAUUGAGUUCAUUAUCGUUAACUAUUUGCACAGAAAGUUGCCUCAUGGCAGUCGACCCAACUCUGGUGAUCGGCAAAGUUUUGGUGGUCAGAGUGACUAUUAUCACAGUUUUCGUCAUCAGCCAAAUAGUAGAAAACUGGACUCGGCACUUUUCCAGUCAGAUCACGUGCCUAUCACACAAAAUAGAGACGAAUUCGAGUUGAAAGCGCCACUCGUUGAAGGCGAAGACCCGUCAGUGACCUCUCAGAUCAACCACAGGCACCACAAAUCUGAUAGAAACAGAUCAAUGAGUGAUAUUCAUCAGCAACACUCGCCCUAUAGAGCGCCUCCAUCUGCCACCGCAUCACUUCAUGAAGACGACAGACUAAGAGCAGCCGCUUCUGUGUUCGCAUGGCUUCGAAGACCACAACUAUUCCGGUCGACAGAACUGACUUCUCGGGCCCGAUUGGCGCGAUCUAUAGACCAUAUCUCGAAAACUGUAUUCGUUCUGCUGUUCUGUCUCUUCUCAUUCUUCUACUUCUUGACGUAUGCUAUCAUAAAACCCGCGCAAUUGGACGACUGGAUCGAGAAUGAGUUCGAGGCCCAGACCGAUGAUCUCGACUCCAAUUCUCAGUCUACUCUAGACAUACAUUGA